Letharia columbiana is the source of this 1716-nucleotide messenger RNA. RefSeq lists its product as uncharacterized. The coding region runs from base 1 to 1716 and encodes 571 amino acids. The transcript is spliced from 6 exons. NCBI's taxonomy places the organism in Eukaryota, Fungi, Ascomycota, Lecanoromycetes, Lecanorales, Parmeliaceae. The record is from RefSeq and is a predicted model, not a curated record. Gene Ontology annotation, molecular function: iron ion binding; heme binding; oxidoreductase activity, acting on paired donors, with incorporation or reduction of molecular oxygen.
AUGGACCUAUUCGUGCGCACGGCACCCGAAGAGGGAAGGGAAUACAUUCUCCGCCAUAGAUUCCGCCACGCAUUCUGCUCGGAAAAGCGUGGUCUCUCAUAUCUACUCCAAAUCCUAUUUGCUGUCUUCGAGCGCUGUUUGAGGAGCUAUCAGCAGAAUAAUGAAGGAUCGCCUCCUUUCAUCUAUCGAACAGUUUGUGCGAUGCCAGAAAGCUGUCGAUGUAUACUCGUUCUUCAGCGGGGUGGGGAUAGAUACGAUCACCGCUUAUAUCUUCGGGCCAAAAAACGGAACAAAUUCAUUGAGCUCGAAGACGAGCGCAAUGCCUGGAGGGCUAAGUAUAGCAGCAAAUGGAGAAUCGCGUUUUGGUGCCAGGAGUUUGCAAGGGGGAAGAACUUGCUUGAGAUGCUGGGUGUGGAGAUCGUCCCGCCAUGGAUGAUCAUGGCAAAGGCAGAAGUUGAAGAUCGGUGUAUGCAGAUGUGCCUCAGUGCAGAGGCGGGUAUGCUCACGCCGAACGUAGACGAAACGGAGAAAGUAGUUUACGCACAUCUAUUGAGCAACAUGAACAGAGCUUCAAACUCAAUGGUACCCAAACCAAUUGGGCCCAAAGCAGAUAUCGAUGGAUCUCGGUCAGCUAUAGAACAAGAGCGCAGGAACGGUGUUGCGAGUGAGAUCAUAGACCAUAUCACUGGCCACGAAACGGUGGGUGUACGUUUAGCCUACCUGACCUAUCACCUCGCCCAACAUUCCUCGAUCCAAAACCGCUUACGCGCCGAGCUCCACAGCAAUACCACUACGAACUCCUUGAGAUCCCUUGAUAGUCUUCCUCUGCUCGAGGCUAUCGUACUGGAGACGCACCGCCUGACACCUAGUAUCUCAGGCCCAUUACCGCGCGUGACACCACCACAGGGGUGCGAAUUAGCCGGCUUCUUCAUACCGAACGGAGUGAGAUUAAGUGGGCAGGCUUACAGCCUGCACAAAGAAGAGCAAGUAUUUGGUGGUGAUGCGGGCGCGUGGCGACCUGAUCGAUGGCUCCAGGCUGGUGAAAAAAAGGGAAAUGAGAUGAGAAGAUGGAUGUGGCAAUUUGGUGGUGGAGGAACAGGCUGUUUAGGGCAGCAUUUCGCUACUUUGCGAGACGCUUUACCGAGAACCUGCAUUGCUGACGGAAAGUUUGACGCGGUUGCAGAAACCAAAGCGGUAGUGGCUGCUACAUGUAUAUCUUUUGGGACCAUCAUGGUCGAUGGGGACGAUGGAGCAAUAGAGCAGCAAGGCGGCUUUUUGACUCCGCCAAAGUCAGGCAAGCUACCGGUGAAUUGUCUUGUCAAGCCAUCCAUUACAGCCUCGGGUCCCAACAAAGGCAAAUCAAGCUUCAGCAACUUGAUAGCAUUGUUACGCCCCUUGAAGAAUACAAUAGUUGGCGCUAGAACACAUUGGACAGAGGAACGCGGAAAAUUUACAUACCAUGUUGACUUUGUCCGUUGGGUUCAUUUGCAAGCUGUCCCACCAGAUGGCUGCUUCUUCGAUGUCCUCGAACUGAAAUCGCUCAUCAGCCUACCUGACUGCGCGUUUCUUGACUCGAAAGUGAUCGAUACGCCAAAGAUGCCCUGGAGUCAUCUCUCCGAGAUGUCCAAUUACAAUUUUGACGCUUGGAAAGCGGUCGAAGACACCAUUGGCGCACAUUCCAAGGAUAUGGCGCUGUACGUCUUGACCAAAUUGUAA